This is a messenger RNA of Sitodiplosis mosellana (orange wheat blossom midge), 4422 nucleotides long. Its product is annotated as junctional adhesion molecule A-like. Lineage: Eukaryota; Metazoa; Arthropoda; Insecta; Diptera; Cecidomyiidae. The transcript is spliced from 7 exons. Gene Ontology annotation, cellular component: neuron projection membrane. The record is from RefSeq and is a predicted model, not a curated record. Gene Ontology annotation, biological process: synapse organization. Bases 2827 to 3753 code for a protein of 308 amino acids.
AGUUGUUUCGUGGCACUUGAAAAGUCAAAAGCAAAAGAGCAUUUUUUCCUCCGAAAAAUUGAUAAACAGCGAACCAACACAUCUCCAAUUUGAAAAUUUAUUUUAUGUGUUGUUUUCAUUCCAUCUCAAAAUCAGCUCUUCGAUUGAUUGAAAAUCCAAAGAAAACAAAAAUAUCAAAUGCAAAAAAGGCAACGCUUUAUCUGUUUAUUUUGAUCAGAAUACCCAGACAAUUGACUCGUGAACAUAUAUAUAUUUGAACUUUUUUCUGAAACAUAAAUACCUACACGAGUAAAAUAUGAGUCUGCCGUGAAUGUGUGAUUUGUAGCCAAAUUGUAAACACCAAGUCGAUAGAUAAAAGAGUGGAAAGAAACAAAAACCAUACAUAAACUCUCUUUUUUCCUUCUAAAUGUGAAAUGAAAUGGGUGAAUAUGUUUUUGUGUGUGUAAUGAAGGGAGUAAAUAUAGAGUGAAUUAAGUGAUAAGAAAUCAUGAAAUAUUUCGCGAGCACUUUCGUAAGCAUAUCGUAAAUAAAAUAGACAAUUUCCUUAACAAAACUAACCGCAUCCGAAUCGAGUUGUUGGAAAACAAGAGCGAUUAAGUAGAAUAAUUCAAACGAAAGGGUCUCAUAUUUCUAUUUCUACGUGAUGUGAUUAGAAUUCAAGGAGGAAUCCAUAAUUUUUCUGUUCUCUUUCGAAUGUGCGUGUGUGACUGAACUGGCGACAAUUUAUGCAUUAAAUUAUAGUCGUCGAGCCUGUAUUUUGUUCCACCGAAAAAACGAAAAAGGGAUUCAUUGUGCUGGUUGGUAAAAGUGUACAACAGAGAGAGAGAGAGAGAGAGAGAGAGAGAGAGAAGAAAAAUAUGAUAUGACGUUAGAGUUUAUGCGUCAGUAUACCGAACAAUGAAGAAUAUGAGAAAGGUUUGAAUCACGUCAUCAACAUUUUUGCGUAUAAUUUUCUCUGUGCGGGGUGUGAACAUCUCGCCGUUGCCAUUAACUCCAAGUGACACAAUAAGCAAAAACCAUAAAUAACCGAAAGACAAUAGACGAAAAAUGAAAGACCACAUCUGUGAUUGUGAAAUGAAUAGAAAAGAAGUAAAUAAUAACAUUUAAUGAAAUCCUUAAACGCACGUGAACCAUAUGUACUGUUUCUUCGACUACUGAAGCUUUGAACUCGAAGUGCCAACGGCAAUAGCAAACAGAAACAAUAGCAUCACGAAUCAUUGCUAUUGUUUUGUGUCCGAAUAUCAAUUUUUUGUUGUUGUUGUUGUUGGUCGUGGAUUAUUCCUCCGAUUUAAACGGAUUAAAUACAAGGCUUAUGGCUUAUGGAUUAAUUGAAGCAAACCAGUGUAGACGCAUUUAAUGCAUAUUGAAGUGGUUGGUCCGGUAGAUACUAUUUAUAUACACCAAAGAACUUCGAUAUUAAGUCAAAAGUGUGCAAAGGAUUUAGUGGCUGACCCUUUUGUGCACACUAAUUUUAGCACAUUCAUCGGUUAUUUUUGGGGGCGAGUUUUUCGUGUCAUACGCUUCGAUGCUGUUACUAUACUGACGAUUCACUAUUUUUAGCGACAGAUAGCACCCAAUCCCUUUUGUAUUAACUCAUAAAAAAGGUUCACGCAAACACUUCUAUUCCGUCAAGAGAAAACUAGACCAGUUGUUAUGCCAAUACUCGCACCAAUUACUUCUUGAUAUCGUAUAUGAAGAAAACAGCUUCGCUGGUCGAAAAGGCAAUGCAAAUGUUCGUUGCAUUGUAGGCGUCAAACCAACCGCUGUAUACGUCAACAACUGAAGAUAAUGAAUGAAACAUCAGCAGCAUCAAAUGCAACAACAAUUUCAUAAAAUCUGCAUUACUCUCACCGCAAUCGCUUUUCAAAUCACGCCGCAAAAUUUAAUGUGCCCGUGAUUUGUGGGAAAACAAACUCCAACGACAUCACCUGGUUUGCAACAAUAAACGACAAGCCAUACACAAUCAGAACGCAUUUUCUGAUAAUGACAAAAGAUCAUGCGGCGUAUGUUCAUUAUUAGUUAACAAUCAAGUUGCCCGUAGAGAUAGCCGCACGUUUCGUUCGCUCCAUUUGAAUCAAGUGAGCUGCCGAAAGUGAAAUAGUGUGUCUGAGUAACGAUACGAUAUAAAUGCCACAGAAGUGAAGGCAUCAGGUUACCAAUGCGGUUGGAUUCCUCUGGCAAUUGAAAUGUUCAUCAAAAUACCGCAGGUCAAGUGAAAUCCAACACAAAACGUCAAUCGAAUCCACACUCGCACACUUACAGCGAUUAAAUACCGAAGCAUUUUGAAAAUUAAACAACAAUUGCUGAUUUCGGUGAGUGGGUGUCUUAAUUAGACAGUUCAUCAAAAUUCAUUCCGUGUACUCAGAACGAACAAUAAAGUUAAUUCAUAAACGUCAGUUGAGCUAAGCACAUCGGCGAGUCUACCGUCACAGAAAAUAUUUACCAAAUUGAACGUAUGAAAUUUCCUGUUAAACCUGUUCAAUUCCAUGAUAUUUCACCUGUCAAAAGUGACUUUUGUGAUUUUUCGAUAAAUCGUUGGGAAAACAACGUGGCUUGAAGUGGAGCUAGCGAAACUUUUGCAUAAUAUUGAUUUUUCCUGUGAUUCGUCGAGGGAAAAUAUGAAAUACUCUAUUAUACCGUACCCAAACCAUAGUCAUUCCAAAUCACAUGAUCUACUUUAUGUGUAUAUUGCGUCUGAAAUAAAUAACAAAUAGACACAAGUUUGCCGACAGAUAUAAGCGCUACCGGUUGACUGAACGCAGUUGCAAUAUUUUUAAUAGACAAUUCAAUCGAAAAUAAUAAAAAUACACAUUCAGCAACGGCAUCAUGUGUUUCCCAGCGAUAGUGUCGUCCGUUCUACUGCUGACGCUUUUUAUUGGCUUGGCGAACGCAAUACAACGUCCCCGCGAUGGAUACAACACAUUUACAGAUGGCAGCACAACACAGCCACCGUUUAAUUCGUUUUUAAACCCAAAAUGGAAUGAACCAUAUUUCGACAACAAUGUUCCAAACAAUGUGACCGCACUUGUGGGAAAAUCAGCGUAUUUGAGCUGCCGCGUUCGGAAUUUAGGCAAUAAAACCGUUUCGUGGAUCAGACACAGGGAUAUACACAUUUUAACCGUAGGAACGUACACCUAUACAACAGAUCAACGAUUCCAAACGGCAUACCAUCGCGAAAUCAACGAAUGGACCAUGCAAAUUAAAUGGGCGCAGAAACGCGACGCAGGGACGUACGAGUGUCAAAUUUCAACGAUUCCAAUCAAAAGCUUUUCGGUUCGGUUGAAUGUUGUCGAGCCCGCUGCAACAAUUUUGGGAGGACCCGACUUAUAUGUGGAUAAAGGAAGCACGAUAAACCUAACGUGUACGAUACGUUUUGGACCAGAACCACCCGGCUAUAUAUUCUGGUAUCACGAAAACAAGGAAAUCAACUAUGACGCACCACGAGGUCGCGUUGCCGUAAGAACGCAUUCCAAUGAAUGGACAACAUCAUAUUUGUUAAUCAAUGAUGCUGACAUCACCGACUCGGGCAUUUACGUGUGCGCUCCAACGAGUGGCGGUCGAACGAGUAUCAAAGUUCAUGUUUUCCUACACGGCGAGCGACCAGAAGCAAUGCAAACCGGCACAUCAACCUACAUUGCGAAUAAUAUAAUGCAAACGAUCAUGAUUAGCAUCAUCAUUAGCACAUACAAUAUAUUCCAAAACUUCUACUCGAGCAUACUAUUCUCGAAGCGAAUACCUGAUGAAAUCACAUGACAUACAAUGGCAAUUAUUCCGAAAAUUGUGGCACAAACGUCAUCUGUUCUCCGACUACGACAACCACAUGUGAUGCGUGUCCAACAACGGUGAUAGAAUCAAUUGUUGGAAUCUUUUAGUUCUUAAUUAAAAUUUCUCUUUUGGCUUUAGCUCGUUACAAUUCUAAUUUCAUUUCAAUUAAGUUUUCGAUUGCGAGUGAAAAAAGAAGAAGGAAAAAAACACAAGUUUGACGAGAUAGAAUGACCAGUUUUCGGUUAGGGAGAAAAACUACGAAUAAAAUGUCAAGAAUGGGAUCUUGUAAAUGGUCUCAAACACAGUUUUGAAUACAAAACAAAGCAGAAAAAAUCAUUGCGAGCGCGCACAACAGCGCACCACUUGUACAUAGCUAAUCAAAACUAUACAUGUUAAUAACAGAAAGUCUAGUCUAUUUGUAGCUAUAAUAAUAAUAAUAAUAAAAUCUAUGAUGUUCUACACUCAUAUGACGUGUUUAUCAAAUCAAAUCAAAUCAAAGUAUUACCAAGACAAAACAGUUUCCAAAAAUGUUAAUCAUAUUUAUAACAUUGAAUUGAAUGUUUCAAUUUAGUCAGCGUAUACACAAUAGAUGUAACAUACGAAAUUCCAUAAAGAAUCACAUUAAUAAACGUACGAUAAUAUUCAGACAGAAAAAAA